Molecule: messenger RNA, 1065 nt
Organism: Venustampulla echinocandica
Lineage: Eukaryota; Fungi; Ascomycota; Leotiomycetes; Helotiales; Pleuroascaceae
Product: putative 3'(2'),5'-bisphosphate nucleotidase
Exons: 1
Coding region: 1-1065 (354 amino acids)
Biological process (GO): phosphatidylinositol phosphate biosynthetic process; sulfate assimilation
Molecular function (GO): 3'(2'),5'-bisphosphate nucleotidase activity
Source: RefSeq, a predicted model, not a curated record
AUGUCUACGUACAGCCGGGAACUAGAAGUGGCAGAGCUAGCAGUGCAGCGGGCCGCUAUCUUGACCAAGAAGGUCUUCCAUGAAAAGGCCAAAGGGACUGUCUCCAAGGACGACAAGUCUCCCGUCACUAUUGGUGACUUUGGCGCUCAGGCUCUUAUCAUCCAAGCUAUCAAGAAGAAUUUCCCUGGUGAUGAGGUGGUUGGUGAGGAGGAAGCAAGUACUUUGAGAGACAAUCACAAGCUGCGUGAUGAGAUUUGGGCUCUGGUUAAGGGUACAAAGCUUACAGAUGCCGAUUCCGAGAAGCUGUUGGGAGGUCCAGUGGAAAGCGUGGAUGCCAUGCUAAAUGCCAUUGAUGCGGGAAACAGCGCUGGAGGUAGCAAAGGCAGAAUUUGGGCGCUCGAUCCAAUUGAUGGAACUAAGGGCUUCUUACGAGGUGGCCAGUAUGCUGUGUGUCUAGCGCUGAUGGUAGAUGGCGAGGUCAAAGUUGGUGCACUUGGAUGCCCAAACCUUCCCGUGGAUGACUCUGCGCCCUUGACUGCAGAUUCGGGUAUGGAUCAAACAGAUGCGGAAGGAAAGGGAGUUCUGUUCUCCGCCGUCUUUGGACAAGGUGCCACAAGUCGGCCAUUAACGGCUGGAGGAUUAGCUCAAAGCAAGCCAAUUCACAUGAAGCCGGUUAACGACAUAACUCAGGCUACAUUCUGUGAAAGUGUGGAGGCAGGCCACUCAUCCCAUGGAGACCAAGCUGCCAUUGCUGCCAAGUUGCAGAUUACCAAGCCCAGCGUCAGGAUGGACUCGCAAUCAAAGUACGGUUCUAUUGCACGCGGAGCUGGAGAUAUAUAUCUCAGAUUACCUGUCAGUGCUACCUACCAGGAAAAGAUAUGGGAUCAUGCAGCUGGAGAUCUUAUUGUAAGGGAGGCGGGUGGACAAGUUACAGAUACACUUGGGAGGAGACUCGAUUUCAGCAAGGGGAGGACGUUGGCUGAGAAUAAAGGCGUUGUUGCGGCACCGAGCGCUGUACAUAGCAUUGUACUCGAUGUUGUCAAGGAGGUCCUUUCCAAGAAAUAG